UGAAGAGCAAAUGAAAAGAAAAUUUCGUGCAAAAUGUUUGUUCCGAGCACUAGGUCGUUUAGUAAUGGCUAAUGCGUAUUGGUUGAUUGAAGGGGUAGAUCAUUAUGAAGGUUUAGAUGAUGUGAGACGGAGAGUUGAACAGGCAGUUCGAGGAAAGACUAAGAAAAAGCAAUUACUGAGUAUAAACGAUAAAGCACUAUUGAAUAAACCGGCAGAAGAAAGAACAGACCAAGAGAAAAAAUACAUAUUUCGUAUUAUUGGCGGACUUAAAUGUUUUAAGCGAUAUCCCAAUCAUGUCAAAAAGAAACUAGCCGCCGUAACAUAUUUCAAGUACUAUGGUCCAGGACGUACUAUAGUUCGCCAGCAUCACGAGGCUCAUGCUCUAUAUUUUAUUAUAAAUGGUGACGUGACUGUGAGUCAGCUCGUUUAUGAUGAACUGCUAAAGCAAUAUGUGUCAGUGGAUGUGGGGGUGAUGCACCCCGGUGAUAUGUUCGGUGAAGUUUCAUUGCUACACAACAUUCCGAGAACCGCCACAUGCAUAACAAAUGAUCAUUGUGAGGUGUUGGUUCUCAUGAAGGAAGACUUUAAGAAUGUUCUGCAAGCGUCCAUACAGAAGCAAUGGGACGAAGUCAGGCGUGCUAUGUCAGCUUUUACGUAUUUUGAUGCAUUGGACGAGGUAGCACGUCGUGAAGGUUGUAUUGUUGCAAAGAUGAAAUCAUAUGAACCGAAUGAAACACUCCUCGGGGACGGUGUGGGCGUUGCAAAUUUUGUAUAUUUCAUAUUGUCAGGACGAUGUCAAAUGAUUGAGUCUUUACAAGUGAUCGUAACGACGAGACUUGGCAAACAUUAUUAUGCCUUAUAUGAUCCUUUUGUACCAAAACCGGAAAGCGAGCAAGACUUUGACACGAAAUAUUUUGGCGCAUAUAAGAAUUUAAAUAAAGGAGAAGCAGAAUCGGACACCAUGGCCGAUGGUAAAGAACGUAGUCAAAGUGCUGAGGCCAAAAGAGAUUCCGGGAAAAGCAUAACGUUAGCGAGUACCUUAAAAAGAGAAAAUUCGUCGAGUGCUAUGAAAUUACCAACCAUUAAAGCCAAAAGUGAAAGAGAGCCCGAACGAUACAGUAGAGGGAGCGUUGAUUUCGAAAUUCCAGAACCUUCCACAUCUCAAGAACUGUUGCGUCCGUCCUUCCACAAGGAACAGCGGGAAUCAGUAAGACUAAGUAUCGUGCCUGAAGUGAUUGGACUGCAAGCUGGCAAGCCGGUGCCGUUGCAAAACCUCAAAACAUACUUCAUGCAGGUUUGCCAACUAAAUCCAGGUUCUAGUUUUGGCUUUGGUGAGAACAUGCGCGAUCGACGCAUAGUGGCCCUAACUCCCGUCAGUUGUAUGCUACUACCGAAGAUAUGGCUUCUUCAACGGAAUACUGCCAAUAUCUGGUCGAGAAUACAACACUAUUUAGAGAAAAAGAUACCGACAAAAAAACAACUCUUCAAAGAAUUUGUAUCUGCUAGGAGAUGGCAAGAAUUUCGAGAUCAGCUCGUAGAAGAUGUAAUUUCUCGCUCCAACGCUGUGAACUGGACCUCGGUGCAUGACGUUCCGUACUCCAUACGUAUGGAAGAAAUGCUUGAUAUUUAAAUUUAUAUUGUUAAUUGGUUAAUAAAGGAAUUUGUUUUU
This is a messenger RNA of Vanessa tameamea, 1669 nucleotides long. RefSeq lists its product as uncharacterized. The record is from RefSeq and is a predicted model, not a curated record. NCBI's taxonomy places the organism in Eukaryota, Metazoa, Arthropoda, Insecta, Lepidoptera, Nymphalidae. The transcript has 9 exons. The coding region runs from base 11 to 1630 and encodes 539 amino acids.